Molecule: messenger RNA, 660 nt
Organism: Nerophis lumbriciformis (worm pipefish)
Lineage: Eukaryota; Metazoa; Chordata; Actinopteri; Syngnathiformes; Syngnathidae
Product: struthiocalcin-2-like
Source: RefSeq, a predicted model, not a curated record
AUGGCAUUUGCUCUUCGUGUGUUCUUCCUCCUUUGUGGGAUCAGUGGACUGCUGUCUGGAGUUUGUUCUACUUCUCUUCCAAUUAAAAAUGGUGGCUGCUGUCCCAAGGGCUGGAUUCAGUUGGAUGGUUUCUGUUACAGCUUGCGCCAUGAUCUAAAGCCAUUUGACGAAGCAGAGGCAAUUUGCAGAUCUUUUGGUGGGAACCUGGUCUCCAUCCACAGUUUCCUGGAAAAUCUGGUGGUUUAUGGACUGAUUGAAGAGGAGAAUGUAGAGUUUGCCUGGAUUGGACUCCAUGAUCCUGUUGGGAACGGAGUCUUUCAAUGGACUGAUGGCGCAAGCUUUGGGUAUGAUAAUUUCCCCAAAGGACAGCCAAGUGAUCAUGGUGCCUGUGUGGUGAUUUAUAGAGCAGGUGAUUGGUUCGUUAAGGAUUGCUCCUUCACAAUGCCAUUUGUUUGCAUCUUAGAUACAAACUGCUGUGGUGGCCGCUAAUCAGCCUUCUUACCCAAUGUCUGUCCUUAAUCACAAUGAAUAUUCUUAGACAACGUUAAACUUUAGUGGUGUUUUGGUAUCUCUGGGUUCACUAUCAAGUCUGCAUUGUGUCUUCUUUCAUACUCUUCACUUGUCAUUGUCAAUUAUAUCAACAUUUUUGAAACCUCAAAG